Messenger RNA from Saccostrea cuccullata (small rock oyster), 1212 nucleotides. Its product is annotated as bis(5'-nucleosyl)-tetraphosphatase PrpE [asymmetrical]-like. NCBI's taxonomy places the organism in Eukaryota, Metazoa, Mollusca, Bivalvia, Ostreida, Ostreidae. Gene Ontology annotation, biological process: polyphosphate catabolic process. The record is from RefSeq and is a predicted model, not a curated record. Gene Ontology annotation, molecular function: phosphatase activity; endopolyphosphatase activity. The transcript has 2 exons. Gene Ontology annotation, cellular component: cytoplasm. Bases 183 to 1100 code for a protein of 305 amino acids.
UUUAAAUCUCGAAUUUACUCAACUUUGUUUACAAAACAGAUGGUCUGGUAAUUUACAUUGGAACUCAUUUAUCAUCCCGUUUAUAGGUGAAGGAAAGAAGCAUCAGUUGAGAGGAACUAUUAACCAUUUUCCAGUAGCUCGAUUUUUCACAAGGAUUCUGUCAGAUAUAGACAUGUUUUGAAAUGAAUAAACAGUGUCAUCUUAAGAUGCUGAGCUGUAUCACUUUUCGUAAAAUUAAAAACAUAUCCCUCUGUCUCAUGAUGGCUGCCCUGGUCGCAAAUCUGAUGGGACUUCUGUCUAAAAUUUGGACUUCACGCAAAGUAGAGGAACAUUCCUACCGUGAGAGCAAAUACAAACUUCCAUACCCAAAGACUCCACAUUUAGUCCUGGGAAAUGACGUCAUAAAAGACAGAAAAAUCUUAAUAAUUGGUGACGUACAUGGCUGUCUAGAAGAGUUGAAGGAAUUGUUGGAGGAAGCGAAAUCAAGGUGCGCGGAUCAAGAGAUCCUUCCUGUGUUUGUAGGUGAUCUUCUUUCUAAAGGACCAUUUCCGGUGGAGACUGUCAGAAAACUCCAAACUAUGGACCAUUUUGCGGUGCGUGGAAACCAUGACGAAGCAGUGCUUAGACAAGCUUUACUCUACAAAAGUACAGAAAAUUACGAACUUCCAAAGAAGUAUGAAUGGGUGCCGAAGCUCUCUGAAAAAGAUAUCACAUAUCUUCAGGAACUUCCAUAUACAAUUUCCAUUCCGAGUAUAAAUGUGAUAAUUGUUCAUGCGGGAUUGAUUCCAGGAGUUGAUCUCUUUAAACAGAAUUUGACUAACAUGAUCAUUAUGCGAAACAUUGUAAAAUCUCCCAAUGGUUCUCUGACUCCAGCAGAAUUAACAAACGAAGGAGAGGCUUGGGCCUCACUUUGGCCUGGCCCAGAUCACGUGUAUUUUGGCCAUGAUGCCAUAAGGCGUUUACAGGAGCAUGCGCAUGCAACGGGCCUAGAUACUGGCUGUGUGUAUGGGAACGAACUAACUGGUGCUUUGGUCUCCAAGGACAGAAGAGAAUUCAUUCACAUCAAAGCCAAAAAAGUUUACAAACAACCUGACAUAUGAUAGACUGGGAAAACCACACAGAUAGUGCUUCUUAUUAUUAACCUUUGUACAAGUUCAUUCUCAGAUUGUAUUUUUGAGAUAUUUUAGGGAGCCUUUUAAUUAGAUUGUUUCC